Messenger RNA from Sinocyclocheilus rhinocerous, 587 nucleotides. RefSeq names its product WAS/WASL-interacting protein family member 2-like. Lineage: Eukaryota; Metazoa; Chordata; Actinopteri; Cypriniformes; Cyprinidae. Bases 37 to 309 code for a protein of 90 amino acids. The transcript has 3 exons. The record is from RefSeq and is a predicted model, not a curated record.
UUUAUUAAGAUUUUUGAAUUGACAGGUGCUCCACGGAUGGCUCCACCCCCUGCUCCCCCUGCUCGGUCUCCUAACACUGAACUCUCCAGUAGGAUCCCACCCCCUCCUCCUCUCCCACUGUCAGCUCCGCCCAGCUCAGUACGCAACGGACACCUGCACAGCUUAGAUGACUUUGAAUCGAAGUUUCACUUCCAUCCUAUUGAGGACUUCCCCCCUCCUGAAGAGUUCAGGCCCUUCCCACGUACCUACCCCAGCAAGGAGAACAGAGUCAACCCACAACCUCCUGCCAUGAGGACUCAUUUAAGAUGAAAUGGGACAAUAUGAAGUUUGGUGCUAACCUUUUUGCAGGACAUAUUUUAAGCAUCAUCCUCAUCGUCAGUGAAGAACAGCAGACAAAUCUGUAGGUCAAACCAACUCACUCAAGCACCACUUUAUCAAUCACAACUGCAUUAUCUGUGAAAACAUUCUAGUUUGAUGUAAAAAAAAAUAAAUAAAUAAUAGUUUUUUUUUGGUCAUCCACAUUUCAAGAAAGAGUUUCCCUAUUACAGAUGCAGCCAUGUUAAAACCCCUGAUUCUUAUAAAAAGUG